Messenger RNA from Argiope bruennichi, 2420 nucleotides. RefSeq names its product lamin Dm0-like. NCBI's taxonomy places the organism in Eukaryota, Metazoa, Arthropoda, Arachnida, Araneae, Araneidae. The record is from RefSeq and is a predicted model, not a curated record. Bases 110 to 1900 code for a protein of 596 amino acids. The transcript is spliced from 11 exons.
AUGUCAUUAUUUCAACCGCCGGGAACUGCCAUUUUAGCAUCGUGUGGGGUGCGGUUGAGUAAGCCGGACUGUGUUUUGAAAUUAUUUUGAAGGUUUUAUUAUUGCUGAAAUGUCUUCCAAAACUAGAAAAUCCACAGCGUCUUCGUCUCAGCGAGAAAGUGAAAGAUCCUCAGCCGAGAAAAUUAGUCCAACGAAAAAAUCCACGCCGUUAAGUCCAGCCCGGUUAACACGGUUGGAGGAGAAGAAACAGCUUCAAAAUUUGAAUGACCGUUUAGCUGUUUACAUUGAUAGAGUUCGUUAUUUAGAAGGAGAAAACAAUCGGUUGUCUUCUCAGGUAACCACUGUUGAAGAGAAAUACGAAAGGGAAGUUAGAAGUACCAAAGAAUUCUAUGAAAGCGAAAUAAAUAAUUUGAGGUCUUCGCUUGAUAAUAUUGCCGCCGAAAAGGCUCAGUUAGUGUUGGAAUUGCAGCAUGCACAUGCAGACAAAGUGGAAUGCCAAAAAAAAUUGUCCAAAAAAGAAAAGGAAUUAGCUUCUGAAGAAAAGAAAUCUCUUAAUCUUGAGUCUCGGAAUCAAGAACUCCAAAAUGAAGUCAAUCGUCUUAAGAUUGAAAAUCAAAGAUUGGAAGAGAAGAUCAAGGAUAUUUCAAUGGAAAAUAGAUCGCUAUCAGAUUUAUUGGACAUGGCCAAAAAAGAAUCGGAUGAUAAGACAUUGAAGAUAACUGAUCUACAAAACAGACUUCAAACUUUGAAAGAGGAAUUGACUUUCAAAGAAACAAUUCAUGAAAAGGAACUCUCAGAUUCAAGAAUAUUCAAAACAGUUGAAAUUUCUACUAUUGAUUCCAGUAUUCGAGAAGAUUAUGACCAGAAAUUAGCUGACAGUUUGAGAGAACUUCGAGACCAGUAUGAGUCGCAGAUGAAGAUAAAUAGUGAAGAAAUAGUAUCUAUGUAUGAAAGAAAGCUGUUUGAUCUUCAAAAAGAGUUGGAGCAAAAACUUAAAUCUACUCAAGGGAAAGAAGAAGAAACCAGGACAAUUAAAACAAAGGUUGAAUAUUUAUCAUCCAAAGUUUCAGAAUUGGAAACUCAGAAUGGAUCUUUGAAGAAUAGAAUAAAAGAUUUAGAGGCACUUUUGGAGCAAGAAAGAGAAUGGAAUCAUCUUGCCAUGCAGUCUAAAGAAGAGGAAUUAAGAAAUUUGAGAGAAGAAUCUCAAAAACAACUUGUAGAAUAUCAAGAUCUGUUAGGCAUAAAAGUUGCUUUGGAUAUGGAAAUUGCUGCAUAUCGUAAAUUAUUAGAAGGAGAAGAGGCCAGACUUAACAUAUCUCGAGAGGAAUCAGCUGGUGGUGAAACUGUUGGGCGUAGUACUCCAGUUCGUCGUACUCCUUUGAGAAGUACAAAAAGAAAACGUGCUUACUUUGAAUCUGGAGAAAAGUCUGUUAGUGAUUCUCAAGUUUCAGCUUCUUCAAAAAGUGAUGUUGAGAUCCAUGAUCAUGAUUCAGAAGGAAAAUUCAUUAAACUGUACAACAAAGGAAACACAGAAAUUCCACUGGGUGGCUGGCAACUAAUUCGCAGAGCUGGGGAACAAGAAACUAUUUAUAAAUUUCACAGAACUACAGUGAUAAAGAGUAAUUCUUAUAUUACAGUAUGGAGCUCUGAUGCAGGUGUUGCACAUAAUCCUCCAACUGACUUUGUUAUGAAAGGACAGAGGUGGUUUGUGGCUGAUAACAUGAGUUCUGUUCUCUUAAAUAAUAAUGGAGAAGAAAUGGCAGUGAGGGAAACUUCAAAGAAAUUUCACAAAUCAUUAGAGCAGAGAGUAUUGGAUACUACUUCUUAUCCGUCUGAAUAUGCACCUGAAGACAUCUAUCAUCAGCAGGGUGACUUUAAAGAGAGGUGCUGCAUUAUGUAGUCAAAAAAAGAUAAAUUUGCUUUCAUCAAGAGUCAAACUAUCAACUUUUAAAAAUAUUUUUAGAUUUUUGAAUAAUUGUCAUGAAGAUUUCAUUGUUUUAAUGCAGUGCAAUCAUGGAAUCUUUUAACAAAUCAAGAAUUAUUUUGUAAUUCUUUAUACCAGUUUUCACUGCCUACUUAUUUGUAUUUUAUUGAAUUUUUUUUCUGUAUUCUGUGUUUGAUUUCCUUUUAUGUAACUAUAAAGUAAUAAGUUUUUGUAUCAAUAUAUAAGUAUAAUUCUUUUGGAAAUAUUCAAUGCAGUAUAGAUUUUAAAAUUAAAGAAAGUCAAUUUAUUAUCUACUGCUGAAUUUUUGCUUAGAUUUAUUAAUCUAUGUUUUUUUUUUUAAUUGGCAUAAUUCAAAUGAAAAAUUCUGGUUUUAUUACUUUACAUACUUUUUAUUCAUAAUAUCAACAUGAAUUGUUAUGCACUCUUAUAAUUAUAAAAUUCAUUAAGUAUUGAGUACAAUUCAUCCUCAUCACUC